AUGGUUUUUACAUCAUUACCAGUCGCUACAGCAAUAACUGAUUGUCGACCUGACAAAAUAAUUAGUUUUGGUGCUCGUUUAAAAAAAGCAACUUUAAUCUUUCUUGGUCAAGGAAUGUCAUCGUUUGGCGUUAAGACAUGUGGUGAUUAUUUAUAUAGUGGUCAUACUUGUACACUUAUACUUGCAACACAUUUCAUCAACGAAUAUUCUCCACGUUCAUAUCAUAUACUCCAUUUUCUCAGUUGGGUAUUCGCAUUAACUGGUAUGUUUUUUAUUUUGGCUGGUCACCAACAUUAUUCUAUUGAUAUUCUUAUUGCGUGGGUACUUAGUUCCCGUCUAUUUAUUUAUUAUCAUACUCUUGCUAAUAAUCGAACGUAUUUUCAAAGGGAUAAAAAUCGUAUGAGAAUAUGGUUUCCAUUUUUUUCUUACUUUGAAGAGAAUGUUAAACAAGCAUUACCUAAUGAAUAUAUUUCACCAAAAAUUAUCUGUGAAGCACGGACGAUGCUCAACAGCUGGUUUGAUAAAGUACGAUAUCCAACAGAUUAACAAUUUUUGACUUCUUUAUUUUUUUUUUCAUUUUUCAUUUAUUUCAUUAUUAACACCAGUAGUCUUUCGUUGAAAAAAUAAGACAUUUCUUUUGUAUUCCUUUAAAUUAAAAUCGAACUCUUGUUCUUUUGUUUACUGUAAUUACUUAAUCAAAUUUGAAAAAAAACAAAAUUUUCUUUUUCCACACCGGUUAUAUAAUUCCCGU
Messenger RNA from Adineta steineri, 751 nucleotides. The record is from the annotation of a GenBank genome assembly. Lineage: Eukaryota; Metazoa; Rotifera; Eurotatoria; Adinetida; Adinetidae.